Clarias gariepinus (North African catfish) is the source of this 741-nucleotide messenger RNA. RefSeq names its product succinate dehydrogenase complex, subunit C, integral membrane protein (gene sdhc). NCBI's taxonomy places the organism in Eukaryota, Metazoa, Chordata, Actinopteri, Siluriformes, Clariidae. Gene Ontology annotation, cellular component: membrane. The record is from RefSeq and is a predicted model, not a curated record. The transcript is spliced from 6 exons. Gene Ontology annotation, biological process: tricarboxylic acid cycle; mitochondrial electron transport, succinate to ubiquinone. The coding region runs from base 84 to 587 and encodes 167 amino acids. Gene Ontology annotation, molecular function: succinate dehydrogenase activity; electron transfer activity.
GUGAACGCGCAGCUUUACUUGAAAUCCGCGUUCAUUGAUCCAACCCUUACUUCCGCCUACGUCAUUUCCUCCUCUCAGAAAACAUGGCGUUGCUUCUAAGGAUGGCUGCCCGGCAGGGUCUGUGUUCAUCACGGGCACAGCUUUGUAGACACAGUGCUGUUCCCAUGGGAACCUCAGCAAAAGAGGAAAUGGACAAAUUCUGGGCCAAAAACAGUCAGCUCAACAGACCGGUUUCUCCUCACGCGACCAUUUAUAGGUGGUCAGUGCCCAUGAUGAUGUCAAUCACUCACAGAGGAACAGGCGUAGGGCUCAGCGCAGGUGUUUCUGCGUUUGCGGCUGCUGCACUAGUGUUGCCAGGCAGUUUUCCUUACUACCUGGAUCUGAUUCACUCGCUCUCCUUCGGUCCAGCUCUCAUUACCGCGGGCAAAUUCGCCUUGUCCUUCCCAGUGGCCUACCACACUUUCAACGGAAUCCGCCACCUGACGUGGGAUGCAGGGAAGGGCUUUAAGAUCCCAGAGGUCUACCGUUCUGGCUACAUUGUCAUUGCUUUGACUGUUUUGACAUCAGUCGCCUUGACUGCACUCUAAACCUGAUUGUAAAGAAGAAGGAAAAGUGUGAAUUUCUUUCUUUCUUUCUUUUUUUUUUUUUGAAUGAGCAUAAACAGAAGGUGAUUGAAAUGUUUUUGUUUGGUCUUGCUUGUGGCUCAGACUCAUUAAUAAAGUAAAUUAAGAAAUACAUCUA